Molecule: messenger RNA, 573 nt
Organism: Tripterygium wilfordii
Lineage: Eukaryota; Viridiplantae; Streptophyta; Magnoliopsida; Celastrales; Celastraceae
Product: protein GRIM REAPER
Exons: 1
Coding region: 1-462 (153 amino acids)
Source: RefSeq, a predicted model, not a curated record
AUGGCUACGUGUGUACUCAAACUCACAACCAUUCUCUCUCUAGUGCUUCUGAUCAUCAUCAUAUUUCAUUCUCAAAGCUCGAUCUCGGCCGAUAUCGAAGAAGAAGACGGUGACGACUACUACAUCCUUGACAGUCCAGUUCCACAGUUUAGGUCAAGAAGCAGGUUUUUGGCCAGCAUUAUAAAGAAAGGUACACAUUGUAACCCUAUUACUAAAAACAUAUGUAAUGGGAUCUCCGCGAAUAAUGGAACCAGUCUACUGUAUUGUUGCAAGAAACAUUGCCGGAACAUUCUCGGGGAUCGGAAUAAUUGUGGCCGGUGCCGGAACAAGUGUGGAUUUGGAGAGCGAUGCUGCCAGGGAAAAUGUACAAAGGUUUUGAGAAAUGUUGGUCAUUGUGGCAAGUGCAAUAAGAAAUGCUCUCCUGGGAUUAAAUGUGAGAAUGGAUAUUGUGGGUAUGCUUGAGACUUGAUUAUGCAAAAACAAACACAAGGUCCACAUUAGCCCCUCUUAAUUCUUUGUUUCUCUUUCAAUUUAUAGUUUAUCUUUUUGGUUAAUAUAUUUAAAACAAAUGAA